Molecule: messenger RNA, 2511 nt
Organism: Leptopilina heterotoma
Lineage: Eukaryota; Metazoa; Arthropoda; Insecta; Hymenoptera; Figitidae
Product: sialin
Exons: 8
Coding region: 858-2387 (509 amino acids)
Biological process (GO): transmembrane transport; monoatomic anion transport
Cellular component (GO): plasma membrane
Molecular function (GO): transmembrane transporter activity
Source: RefSeq, a predicted model, not a curated record
AAUAAAAAGUGAGAGCUUUCACUUGGACUUGUAAUUGUGCUUUUAUGCGUAUAACAUUACACAUGAAUGCAUGCGACUUUUGACAAUUAGGAUUUUGCACUUUGAUUUUGCUUGUUUUGUGUGUUUGUGUGUAAGUGAGUAAGAGAGAGAAUCACAAUUGAGAGGAACAUUAUAUUAGAGGAUCUUUUACGUCUAGUAUUGCGAUGACCCCUUCCACCAGCAAUCGUGUACUCUUUUAUUACGACAUUGCGACAUGACGUAGGCACAGACACGCGAUUGCUAUCGUUCACCAGAGGAGCUAUAGGGUUCCUUUAGUUUGAGUUGUACCACCCGUCGGCGCGCCAACGCUUGCGCUCUUUUCUUCGAAGGAAAUAAAAAAAAAAAAAAAAAAAAAAAAAAAACAAGUUGGCAAAAAACCACGAAUAGCGCCUAGCGAAUGUCAACAUGCUCGAGCUUUUAAAACUCUAAAUACCUUUGCCGGCAAAUCACAGUUAUUUUCACCUUUUUUUUUCUUUCUUUUUGUACAUUUCAAUAAAUAAAUACAAAUAAUUUUUUGUAAAAAUAGAAACAAAUAGGAGAAAUUUGAAUAAGAUUUGUCUCUUUUAUUCAGUGAACAAGUGCUUUUUUAUAAUUGAAGAAAAUUGAUAACUUUUUUUUUGAGAAGAAGAAAUAAGAGAAAAAUCAUUUUUCGUGUCAACGUUCUUUAUACAAGUGUCGCUAUUUGAUGAAUUUUUUUCUUCUUCUUCUUACCCCGUGUAUUAUAACGGUUCUUUGACUCAAGUGUGAUUUGUUACUAAUUUAAGGACUCUAUUGGAAUUUGCACGCUAAUUGUCUUCUAAUUACGAAUUUUCAACGAUAUGGCGUCUAACAUUAAAUACACAGGUGGACUAUCAUGUCGUCAGGUCCUGAAUAUUAUGGUGAUAUUUGGAUUCAUGAUAAACUACAUGCUUCGAGUAAAUUUGACAAUUGCCAUGGUCGCCAUGGUUUAUCCUAAUACUAGUAAAUCACAUUCCAAUUCAACGAUAGAAAAUAUUUAUUCACUCAAUAAUACUGGAAACAUUCCAAAAAUUAAUUCUACUCACGAGGUUCCUUCUCAAUUAGAAGGAAGAGAACAGACAAAGUAUCAUUGGAACGAAUACGAGCAAAAUUGGAUAUUCGGUAGUUUUUUCGCGGGUUAUAUUUUGACUGAAGUGCCAGGUGGCAGAAUGGCGGAACUCUUUGGUACCAGAAGAGUUUUUGGAUACAGUAUGCUAUUUUCUAGUUUAAUUACACUAUUGACACCGGUCGCGGCUUCACUAGGAUUCUCCUUCGUCGCUGCCUUACGAGUUCUCUUAGGGUUCUUUUUGGGAGCCACGUGGCCAGCAAUUCAUCCAAUGACCGCUGUUUGGAUUCCGCCAAAUGAGCGCAGUAAAUUCGUAUCGAACAUGAUGGCUUCCUCCCUUGGUGCUGCGAUUACAAUGCCAAUUUGUGGAUAUCUCAUUGCAUCCCUGGGCUGGCAAUCUGUUUUCUAUGUUACUGGAGGAAUUGGAUUUGUCUGGAGUCUCACGUGGUUUUUCCUUGUUUUCGACUCGCCGGCACAGCAUCCGAGAAUUUCGGACAGUGAGAGACGAUUCAUUGAGGAAGCUAUUGGAAAUACCUCGAAUAAAAAGCAUCAUGCAGUGCCAUGGAAAGCAAUUGUAACAUCAGCUCCAGUCUGGGCAAUUGUUAUUACUCACGCCUGUAGUGUCUUUGGUUAUUUCACAGUUGUAAACCAAUUACCGACCUACAUGAAGAAUAUUUUACAUUUCAACAUUAAAGAGAACGGACUCCUUUCCUCAUUGCCAUAUUUGGGAAAAUAUCUGUUCGCUCUGGCGAUGUCAACACUUGCCGACUAUUUGCGACAAACUAAUAGAUACUCAGUGACUUUUAUCCGAAAGGCCUUCACAACUUUUGCUGUAAUGAGUCCAGGACUUUUGAUGAUACUACAAGCAAAUUUGGGAAAUGAUCGAGCGACAUCAGUGACUAUUUUCACAUUGGCCUUGACACUAAAUGGAGCGGUAACUGCCGGAUAUCUUGGUAAUGGUCUCGAUAUUGCUCCAAAUUUUUCCGGCACAAUAUUUGGCAUUGCAAAUACUUUAAGUUCAUUGGGCGGAUUCCUGAGUACAUAUAUGGUGGGAAUUAUAACAAAUGAAAAAUCCAGUACAUUUUCUCAGUGGCGAAUUAUUUUCUAUAUUCUCUCAGCGACUUAUAUUAUCGGUGCAAUUGCAUUUGCAAUAUUUGGCACUGGGAAUUUACAAAAAUGGAAUAGUCCCGAGGACGAGGAAAUUGAUAAGAAAAAAGCAAAAUUAGAAAAUGAAAAUGAUAAUGAGGAGUCAGUGCCACUCAAGAAUCAAAAUUCCGUGUCAUAGUUGAUUUUUCUAUUUUAGAAUUUUUGAUUACUUUGAAAAAAAGGAAUUUUAAUUUUUUGAAAAUAUUUCAUUUGCUUUUAAAUAUUUAAUUUUUUAAUUUUUAAACUUUUUAAAUAUUUUUUUU